GCUUUACUAAAUGACCCUUUUAAAACCACUGAUUGUGUGAUCAACAAUUCGUUAACGCCAAAAGAAAAGUAAUGGUCUUAAAACUCUUAAACAGUAUGAACAUUUAUAUUCUAUCAGUUACGUAGUUUGAAGGCAGAAAAAAGGAGCAGUUAGCGGAGAAGGAAAGAAGAUUCUGAGAAGGUUCUUGGUUUUUUCUCUCAGUCUGAGCCUCAAUCCACAUAUUAUAAAUGCAUGCUUUGUUCCAUAAACACUUCAGAGGAACACACUGAGAGGCACAGAGAAUGGGAAACAACAUGGCAACACACAACAAAUACAAAAGUUUCAUGUUCUUUAUCAGAAAGUUCAAGGUCAUCGAGCCAGAUCCACCUCAGGACCUUGAGGAGGCGUUUUCAAAGUUCACAGGAGGAGGGUCCCACAUGUCCGUGGAGCAGCUCCACCGUUUCAUGGUGGAGCACCAGGGUGAAGAGCACCACACCUUAUCGGAUUCGGAAAAAGUUUUUGAGAGGAUUUUGCAGGAGAGAAAGACAUGUCAAGAAACUGUUAAGAUUGAUCACAGCACAGAACAUGAGAUCACCCUGGAUGAGCUCUUCCGAUUUUUGCUUCAUAAUGAUUUCAAUGGUCCCUUGAAAACUCAGGUACAUCACGAUAUGGGUGCUCCAUUGUCACAUUAUUUCAUAUAUACAGGCCACAACUCCUAUUUGACAGGGAAUCAACUCAGCAGUGAUUGCAGUGAAGAGCCAAUAAUAGAGGCUUUGAAACGAGGAGUUCGUGUUAUAGAACUUGAUCUAUGGCCAACUUGCAAUAAGGAUUAUAUUAAAGUAGAUCAUGGAUGGACUUUUACCAAUCCUGUCUCAGUGGUGAAAUGUCUAGAGUGCAUAAAGGAAUAUGCUUUUGUUGCAUCUCCGUACCCUGUGAUCAUAACCAUAGAAGACCAUCUCACAACAGAUCUUCGAGCUAAAUUUGCAGAAAUGGUAACUCAAAUAUUUGGGGAAGUGCUUUAUUACCCUGGGGAAGAGUGCUGCUUAACAGAAUUCCCUUCACCAAAAUCACUCAAAAAUCGAGUUAUUAUAUCCACCAAACCCCCAAGAGAACGUUUUCAGUCCAACCAAAUCAAGGACAAUAGCAACUGUCCUAUGCUGAACGAAAGUGAAUCAUCUGAAGAGGAAUCAUUCGGAAAUGCAUCUCCAAACUCCAGUAGGAACGAAGUAGAGACUGAGGACACACAGAAUGGCAGUGAUCGUGAUGAGGGAAGCAUAAGUGCAAGCGAAUAUGACCAGAAACCAUAUCUGGAGUGUUCACCUGAUUACAAACGCAUAAUUACUAUCCAUAACAGGAAACUGAAGGGUUGCCUGAAGGAUAAAUUGAGAACUGAAGGUGAAGUUAGACGCCUAAGUUGGAGUGAGAAUACUCUUGAAAAGGCUUCAGAAUCUCAUGGAGCAGAUAUUCUUAGGUUCACACAGAAAAAUAUCCUCAGGGUGUACCCGAGUGCAAUGCGUGUCAAAUCCACAAAUUUCAAGCCACAUAUUGGGUGGAUGUAUGGGGCUCAGAUGGUGGCAUUCAAUAUGCAGGGCCAUGGCAAAUCGCUCUGGUUGAUGCAGGGAAUGUUCAGGGCAAAUGGAGGAUGCGGUUAUGUAAAGAAGCCUCAAAUUCUGAUGCAGAAGCAUCAAUGUGACAAUGAGUAUGAUCCUACAAAGAUAGAGUCAAUGAAAAAAACAUUAAAGGUCAAAGUAUACAUGGGACAUGGAUGGAGCUCAGAUUUCAGUCCUACACACUUUGAUAAGUGCUCUCCGCCAGACUUCUUCACUAAGAUCCGAAUUAUUGGAAUGCCUGGUGAUGUUGCAAAGAACAAAACAAAGGUCAUCAUGGACAACUGGUUUCCUGUUUGGAAUGAAGAAUUUGAAUUCUGUUUAAGUGUUCCAGAGCUUGCAAUGCUUAUGAUACAAGUAAAGGAUAAAGAUCAAGGAAUGGAUGACUUUGCUGGGCAGACAUGUUUACCAGUGUCAGAGUUAAAACAUGGAUUUCGCUCAGUGCCUUUAUACGACAAAAAGGGAGAGAAAUUUAAAUCUGUGAAGCUGUUGAUGCGAUUUCAGUUUGAAUGAAAUGUAGAGAAUAGUGAUCACUCUUCUUGGAUAUACCUUCAUCUCUAACAUUGCAUGCUUUCAACACAUAACUGCUACAAUUAUUUGUCAUCAUUAAUCAGUGAACAGUUCAUACUGCAUAUUUCUAGUUUAAA
This is a messenger RNA of Vigna angularis (adzuki bean), 2233 nucleotides long. Its product is annotated as phosphoinositide phospholipase C 6. The transcript has 9 exons. NCBI's taxonomy places the organism in Eukaryota, Viridiplantae, Streptophyta, Magnoliopsida, Fabales, Fabaceae. The record is from RefSeq and is a predicted model, not a curated record. Gene Ontology annotation, biological process: lipid metabolic process; phosphatidylinositol-mediated signaling. The coding region runs from base 282 to 2099 and encodes 605 amino acids. Gene Ontology annotation, molecular function: phosphatidylinositol-4,5-bisphosphate phospholipase C activity.